Messenger RNA from Drosophila ficusphila, 1817 nucleotides. Its product is annotated as SAM50-like protein CG7639. The record is from RefSeq and is a predicted model, not a curated record. The transcript has 5 exons. NCBI's taxonomy places the organism in Eukaryota, Metazoa, Arthropoda, Insecta, Diptera, Drosophilidae. Gene Ontology annotation, cellular component: outer membrane; SAM complex. The coding region runs from base 200 to 1531 and encodes 443 amino acids. Gene Ontology annotation, biological process: protein insertion into mitochondrial outer membrane; mitochondrial respiratory chain complex assembly.
GAAGAAGCUUGUUGAUUUUCGGUGCCGCACGCGUUUCAGUCGAGAGCAAUUGGGAAUAUUUGUGUGCUCGGUUAAAUAUAUUUUGUAGUUCUUAAAACACAAGUGAAACUAAAUCCUAAAUUCGUGUGUGCCCACCCACCUGCAGAGGCAGUACCUAUUCAAAGUAUUUGCUUAACGUCUGCCCACCGAAACCAGCAAGAUGCCUCAGUCGGCUCGCGACGGGGCUGCGCCCAAGGACUCCAAGUACGACCUGACCAAGAUCUCAGCCCGCGUGGAUCGCGUCAAUGUCAGCGGUUUGCUCCGCACCCACAACGACUAUGUGAUGAGGGCGGCGGAUGGACUCUUUAAGGCCAACAACUUCCAGGAUCUAAUGUUGGAGGCUAUGUCUACUAAAUCCUAUCUGCAUGAACUGGGAAUCUUCAAGGAUGUGAGCGUGCACAUCGACAUCAGUCGUGGAGCUGAUGCCACGCCCCAGGGAUACGAGGUGACCUUUAAGGGCAACGAAAUGUCGCGCAUGAUGGGAUCUGCCGGCACUGAGAUUGGCCAGAACGAAGGCUCCCUGCGAACAGAGCUGACGAUCCCUAAUAUUUUCGGCCGAGGAGAGAGCAUUUCGCUGCAGGGCAGUUACAGCAGCACCAGGGCCAAUGAUCUUCAACUGAAGUUCUGGAAACCCUUCUUCCACACUCGCUUUAGGGAAAAUCGACCUGAAUUAUCCUUUAGCAUUUUUAGACAAACAGAUAGAUUUGACAUCAGCUCCUUUCAAACUACUAACCUGGGCUACAAUGUGGACUUCUCGGCACACACAAUGUUGGGAGUAGAUUUGACGCACUCGCUGCAGUACGAGAAUUCCAUAAGAGACUUGGGAUUGCUUAACAAAUCUGUGCCCUUUGCCAUUCGCGACCACUGUGGACCCAAAUUGGCCUCUUUGGUGCGCUACUCCGUGGUUUAUGAUAAUCGCGAUGGCAACGUGUUCCCCACCCGCGGUGUUUUCCUGAAAUCAGUUAACGAAUACUGCGGAUUGGGCGGUAACAUCGCCUACACCAGCAGCACUGCCCACGGCGAGUUGAAUGUGCCACUGUUUGCCGGAUUGGUGGCACAGUUUUGCGGUCGUGUUGGCGUCGUUAAAGAGACCAAAAACACCACUCAGCUGCCUAUUAAUUCGCUGUUCUACUGCGGCGGACCACUGACCCUGAGAGGAUUCAAGUUUGGAGGAGCUGGACCCGUAAUUGAUGGGACACCCAUUGGGGCACAGACUUUCUGGUGCACGGGUGCCCAUCUGUGGGCACCGCUUCCCUUCGCCGGAGUCUUCAAAAACCUGGCUAGUCACUUUAGAAUGCAUUUCUUCUACAACAUUGGCAACAGCAACAAUUUCAGCACAGAAAAUAUGCGCAGUGCAUUCGGCGUUGGUUUGGCGGUUAAACUAGCAGAAAGGGCCCGGAUCGAACUCAACUAUUGUGUGCCAGUGCGACGCCAGGCUACGGAUAAGAUCUUGAAUGGUUUCCAGUUUGGCAUCGGCUAUGAGUUCGUCUAGAUGUUGGAUCCCCCGUAUCCAGUGCAUAGAUAUAGUCCCAGCAAAAGCCAUGAGAGUCACAACAGCCCAACAAACUAAAUCUAAUCAACAACAAAUGGCUGCCCUGUCCUUAGUUUCCAGCGUUUAGAGAUUCUGUUUCGUAUUCUUUGUCAAUGCAUUUUAUUUUCCUAUAAAAAUGUAUUCGUAGUCCAGCGAUCAUUUAAGUAGUUCCUAAGGCGUGUACAUACGUAAAACGAUGGUUAAAUAAAAAUUCAAAAAGGUUAAACGAAAAGAAAUUUGUACAUGC